This is a messenger RNA of Xyrauchen texanus (razorback sucker), 1657 nucleotides long. RefSeq names its product ethanolamine-phosphate phospho-lyase-like. Gene Ontology annotation, molecular function: pyridoxal phosphate binding; transaminase activity; ethanolamine-phosphate phospho-lyase activity. The transcript has 13 exons. Lineage: Eukaryota; Metazoa; Chordata; Actinopteri; Cypriniformes; Catostomidae. The record is from RefSeq and is a predicted model, not a curated record. Gene Ontology annotation, cellular component: mitochondrion. The coding region runs from base 129 to 1613 and encodes 494 amino acids.
UGCACAAGUGCAUUAAUGGAUUGGACAGCUCCCUCGCACACACUUCUACACUGCCAUACAUUUCUUCCUAGCUUCAAAAAGUAACGCAUUCAAAACCGUCACAUCUGUGAACACGGACAGGCACAGAAAUGGCAACGGAAACUUUCGACAAGCAGAAGACUAUCGAUCUUCGUAAGAAACAUGUUGGUCCCUCCUGCAAAGUAUUCUUCAAUCAUGACCCUAUCAAGAUUGUCCGGGCAAGAGGCCAGUACAUGUACAAUGAGAAAGACGAAAGAUACCUAGACUGUAUAAAUAACGUAGCUCAUGUGGGCCAUUGCCAUCCAGAUGUGGUCAAAGCAGGAGCAGAGCAAAUGGAACUUCUCAACACCAACUCUCGCUUCCUGCAUGACAAUCUGGUCUUGUUUGCUCAGCGUCUCCAAGCCACCCUUCCUGAAAAGCUCUCUGUCUGCUACUUUGUCAACUCAGGGUCAGAGGCGAAUGAUCUGGCCCUGAGGUUGGCUUGGCAGUACACUGGCCACAAAGACAUCAUCACACUGGAUAAUGCCUACCAUGGUCAUGUGUCAUCGCUCAUUGAUAUCAGUCCAUAUAAGUUUCAUCAGAUGGCCGGUGCAAAGCAGAGCCAACAUGUGCACGUGGCACUCAGUCCUGACAUAUAUAGAGGCAAAUACCGUGAAGACCACCCAGACCCUGCCAACGCAUAUGCUGAUAAUGUCAAAGAUAUAAUUGAUAAGGCCCAUGAAAAGGGACAUACGAUUGCUGCUUUUAUCGCUGAGUCGCUGCAGAGUUGCGGAGGGCAGGUCAUUCCUCCCAUGGGCUACUUCCAGAAAGUGGCACAGCAUGUGAGAAAAGCAGGAGGCAUUUGCAUUGCUGAUGAGGUCCAGGUGGGCUUUGGCAGGGUAGGUACCCACUUCUGGGCCUUCCAACUGCAGGGAGAAGAUUUUGUACCAGAUAUUGUCACAAUGGGCAAACCUAUUGGAAAUGGCCAUCCAAUGUCAUGUGUGAUCACCACCAGAGAGGUUGCAGAAGGCUUCAUGUCAUCUGGAAUGGAAUAUUUCAACACAUUUGGUGGUAACCCAGUAUCUUGUGCAAUUGGACUGGCUGUGCUGGAUGUAAUUGAGAAGGAAGAUCUGCAAGGCAAUGCCCUCCGUGUUGGAGGCUACCUGACUCAGCUUUUGGAUAAUCUAAAGGAAAGACACCCCUUGGUGGGUGACGUGAGGGGUCAUGGCCUUUUUGUUGGGGUGGAGCUGGUGAGAGACAGGCAAAAGAGAACACCUGCCACAGCUGAAGCUCAGGAUGUUAUUUACAGAUUGAAAGAGCAGCGGAUUCUGCUAAGUGCUGAUGGCCCACACCGCAACGUUCUGAAGUUCAAGCCUCCCAUGUGCUUUUCCAGAGAGGAUGCUGAACUUGCAGUUGAGAAGAUUGACCAAAUUCUGGCAGACUUAGAGAAGGCACUGGGCCUCCACAUGCCUGAAGUAACAAUCUCUGAGAAUGGACACAGUACGAGAAAGGAACCCAUUGAAGAAAAUGGCCACAUUCAUCCUUCAAACGUCAGUAGUCACAAGCACAGCACAUUUCCACAUAGCACAAAAUCCAAUAAUAGACUAAGAACCUAAUGCACUACCAAAGGAAACAGCAGAGGAUUCACCUGAGACAACAG